Ilyonectria robusta is the source of this 402-nucleotide messenger RNA. RefSeq lists its product as uncharacterized. Bases 1 to 402 code for a protein of 133 amino acids. The transcript has 3 exons. The record is from RefSeq and is a predicted model, not a curated record. Lineage: Eukaryota; Fungi; Ascomycota; Sordariomycetes; Hypocreales; Nectriaceae.
AUGUCCAAGUCCCGUCUUCCAAUCCUCCUCGGUGUCGGUGCCGCUUCCGGUGUCGGUUACUACCUUUUCCAGGCCGGUGGCGAUCCCAGAGCUGCCGAGAACAAGUUUGAGAGCGACGCCCACCGAGCAGCCGCCAAUGUCAAGAGCCACUUGCCCGGCAGCACACAAACCAACGCCGAGAAGGACCUCAAGGGCUAUGGCGCGCAGGCUGGAGCCAAGAUUGACAAUGCUAUCGCCGAGGCCGACAGACAGGCGUCUAUAGCCAAGAGCAACGCCGAGGCCUUCGCCAAAGAUGCCAAAGCCGAUGCCCUGAAGGCUGUUGACAAGUUUGACCAAAAGGUCGAGGAGGGCGCCGCCAAGGCCAAGGGCGGCAUCUCGAGCUGGUGGGGUGGUAGCAAGUAG